AUGAAGGUUCUGACAGUACUAUGGACGGUAUGUCUAGUGAGACUCUGCCAUGGUGAAGAUGAUUUACAAGCACAAACCUCCCCUGAUACUACCGAACAAGAAUCUCCUGCUCCUGAAACAUCUGAAGAACCUCAACAUAAUGAGGAAGCAUCUGAAAAAACUCUUCAGGAUGUUUCUACAGAGGAUGUGACUAAUAUAGACCAGUCAGAUUCUAAACCUGAUUUAAAAUCCAAGGUAGACUCUUCACAGUUCGAUCUUGAAGAAGAAGAUGAAGGUAGUGUAAAGGUUCUCAAGUUGACUGUAAAGAACGGUGGUACGACAAAGGAGCUCAAGUAUGAUGGUAAGGAGGUUUGGUCUGCUACCUGGAUAGUUGGCUUUCCCUGCUCUUCAGCAAGUCUAUACUUUGAUGGAGAAAAACCAACUUUGGUCAUCCUAAAAACGAAAGGUUGGGGUGGUAAGGAAUCCACAGUAUACAAGCACCAUGAUGGAAGUAAAUGGAAUACUGGUGAUAAGGAAGAACAUAACAAGAAGCUUGAGGAAUUGAGGAAGAAGACUUCUGAUACACCCGUGGAAUCUGGGAUUAUAGACAUUAGCAAUAAACCUAAUGAUAAAGAGGCUAUCUUUGUUGAAUACGACGAUGAAGGGAUUGUCUACAAAAGUUACACAUUGAGGGAUAAUGUUACUGCUAAGACUGUCAAGGACGGAGAUGCUACAAUAUGGACUGCAAAAGACGGGCAUGAAUGCCUAAAGAUCUUUACAUAUUCCAAUGAUAAUGUUAACCUCUGCCGUCUAAAUGUCAAAUCCUCCGAUGUAAUCACUCCUCAUUUUUUUGAGAAGGUAGACGGGGAAUGGAAAUCACUAGAACAUCCAACAUUCUCCCAAAAACUAAAUGCUCUUUUAGAACCUGUAAACAAAAAAAUGAGACUAGAAUUCUUGAUGUUGUCAGAUGAUGUAGCUGACCUUUAUGAAUAUUAUUCGGGUGGAAUGCUAGUUACCAUUGCAUUCCCAAAGUUCAAGACGACGAGUGUAUCUUAUAUAGGGGAGAUUUGGAAGGCUAAUGAUGAUAAGGAAGAGUGUGCUUGCGCUCGUUUCUAUACUAUAAGAGGAUGGAUAUGUAGAGUUUAUAUAAAGAAGGGUGAUGGUACAGAGAUCAAAAAUUUUGAAUAUAGUAAUAAUAAGUGGAAUAGUGUCACUAACCGUAACACACUUAUAAACACCUGUAACUCCUAUAUACCUUCUGAGGACACCAAAACAAAAGUUACAUCUGGAAGUAUAGAUGUUACCAAGGAGGACAAUACAGUUUAUAAUACUAGGACUUUUACAGUAUCCGGAGUAAAUGUAAAGAGAUACAUUCCACUCCCAGAUAAAUUUAUAAAUGAAGUUAAAGACGGAGGACUAUCAAUAUGGAAAGCCCCUGAUGGAAUGAAGAGAUGUGUAUCCUGUGAGUUUAAAUCAAAGGGGAAUGUUUCCUUAACAAGUAUGCUUGUUUGUACCUCUUUUGAGCUAUGGUUUCUCUAUUUUGAAAAGAAUGGCAAUGGUGAAUGGAAGAGUAUAGAAAGGAAAGAGUUUGAUAAGAAGAUAGAGGAUAUGAAAAAUAUGGAGACUCCUCAGCCUUCUGUAGAAUCCACUGGAAAUGAUCCUCAGGAUGUUUGUGCUCCAUCAGAUAAUACAGAUACUCAAUCAUCUGGACAAGUUACAUCUCUUCAAGAAUCAGGUAAUGACCAUUCUGAAAGUCCUUCAAGUGGCUCUGAAGAACAGUCACCAACUGAAGAAGAUGCAAGGGAACAAGACAAACCUCAAGAUAGCGAGUAA
This is a messenger RNA of Theileria equi strain WA, 1812 nucleotides long. Its product is annotated as signal peptide-containing protein. The transcript has a single exon. Bases 1 to 1812 code for a protein of 603 amino acids. Lineage: Eukaryota; Apicomplexa; Aconoidasida; Piroplasmida; Theileriidae. The record is from RefSeq and is a predicted model, not a curated record.